Molecule: messenger RNA, 1053 nt
Organism: Auxenochlorella protothecoides
Lineage: Eukaryota; Viridiplantae; Chlorophyta; Trebouxiophyceae; Chlorellales; Chlorellaceae
Product: Zinc finger CCCH domain-containing protein 7
Exons: 6
Coding region: 1-1053 (350 amino acids)
Biological process (GO): regulation of alternative mRNA splicing, via spliceosome
Cellular component (GO): nucleoplasm; cytoplasm
Molecular function (GO): metal ion binding; RNA binding
Source: RefSeq, a predicted model, not a curated record
AUGUGCACCCGGGGAGCAGCCUGCAAGUACUCCCACUCUGUCGACCACAUCAUUGCAGUGAACUCCGAGGAGAAGGGCAUCUGCUUCGACUUCCUCAAGGGCCUGUGCAACCGAGGCCUCAUGUGCCGGUUUUCCCAUGACCUCACCAACCUGCAGGCACCCCAGGAAUCGGGGAACGGCCGGCGCCGCUUCGCCCCCAUCUGCUACGACUUCGUCAAGAACCAGUGCACGCGGGGGGAUGCCUGCCGCUACUCCCACGACUACGCCUCCAUCCUGUACGGGCCCAGGGGUGCCGGCAAGCAACUCAACGUGCUUUGCGUCGACUACACCCGGGGCCGAUGCCUACGUGGCGAUGCUUGCCGAUACCUGCACCCCGCCCCCGCGGCGUAUGGCGGGCCUGCUUCGCUGGAGGCCGUGCCCGCGGUGCCGGCGCCCGGCUUUGACCCCGGGUACGACCUGGUCAUGGCCCAGCUCCAGGGCCUGAGCCUGGCCGGCCAGGAGGCGGCGCCGAGCGGGCGGCACCCACAGGCGGGGCUGUACGAGGCCGCGGUCCUGCAGAGCAUGCUGCUGCAGCAGCGGUUUGGGGCGGCGGGGCCCGAGGCGAGGAGCGGCGGCUUCCAGGGAACGGCGCACGCCGCGCCUGGCGCGGCGGCCUUUGCUCAGGGGGGCCCCGGCGCGUCGCUGCCCUCGGGCUUCCUCUCCUCCACCUCGCGGGGGGGUUACACGGCACCGCAGGCGCACCGCAUCAAGCAGCUGCCGCGCGCCAUGGAGCAGCUGCUGGCGGGGGAGGCGGGGGAGGACCUGUCUCCCACCAUCCCCGCGGGCUGGUACGACCCCACGCCCGAGCAGCGCGCCGGUGCGAGCCCCGCGCCGGAGCCCGCCGCGCCCGACCUGGCGCCCAUCUUCACCCGCGCGGCGGAAGACGGGGCCGCACGCAGCGGGGGGGCCACGCCCGUGGACGGCGCGCGCAGCACGACGCAGCGCGGCGGAUCGGGCGACGACCGCGCGGGCCUGGAGCUGCUGCAGUCCAUCUGGGCCAUCCACGGCGCCUAG